Messenger RNA from Triticum urartu, 1554 nucleotides. RefSeq lists its product as uncharacterized. Lineage: Eukaryota; Viridiplantae; Streptophyta; Magnoliopsida; Poales; Poaceae. Gene Ontology annotation, cellular component: cytosol; cell periphery. The record is from RefSeq and is a predicted model, not a curated record. Gene Ontology annotation, biological process: protein K48-linked deubiquitination. Gene Ontology annotation, molecular function: cysteine-type carboxypeptidase activity; K48-linked deubiquitinase activity; cysteine-type deubiquitinase activity.
UGGUAGUUUGGAUAUUCUCUCUUUCUUCUGCAUCCGUUGGCGUCCUAUCCAUUGGCUCCAUCUCGCCGCCCCCGACACUCCUGCAACCUGCUGCUCGCGCCGCCAUUCCCACGUCAAGUUCGCCGCUUGCGCAGCUGCUUCGCCCAGAGGAGCGCCAGGCGGAGCACGCCCUCGCCACCGACGGGAGUAACGCCAGACUGGCAUCGAGCCGAGGUGAACUGAAGCUUCCACUGUCUCUUUCCCCUCCGAAUGUGCCAUGGAUGCGUCCUCUUCAUCUUCAGUUCUUCCAUCCACGUCGGAUCCGCCUGAUCCGCCUGAUCCGAGCAGCAUUUCAAAAACAUGUCAUGUCAAGGAGAUCAGUGAUCGCGGCACGUUCAUCAUGUCUGGGGAUAUUCAAGGGCCUGCCCCUCUAAUCUAUUUUUGCAAUGUCCUUCUCCUCCAACAUAAAUUGCAAUUUGAGUCUAGGGAAACGGAAAUCCAGGAGGAUGCUCUGUAUGAAAAGCUUAUGGAGAUUGCAUUAGAUGGUUUUAUCUUUCCAAAGCCGCUCAUUAAGAAAACAUUGAUCGACUUGUCAAGUGAAUAUGAGCUCAUACCUUUGUUCUCUGGUGCUACUAUAUUUAAAGACAUGGAUGCUUUCGAGAAUAGAGGCAUUAAAGCUUUUCGUGUCAGGUUUUUGCACGGGUUAACAUUUGACCCCGAGGAUAAACAGCUGAAGGAUCACAUUGGUGUAAGGAAGUAUGACUAUCUUAUCGACUCAUUGGGAAAAAAGGAAAAAAGAAGCGCAGAGAGAAAUACAGAACUUUCCACAGGCUGGAGAUUGUUCAAGAAUUUAGUGGACUUGGGUAACCCCUAUAGUAUUUCAUCAAUACGCGAAAGCAUUCGGGACUUUGGUGUCUUCUACCGGAAAGGUUUAUUUAGUACCAUCACCAAACAUGAUGAAGAGCUGUACGUGCUACAUCCAGGUGCUAGUCACUUUGCCAACGAUGUGGUAUGGCAAAAGUUGACUGCGUUAACUGAUAUGGAGAAUGGAUUGGCAUCGGGCUUCUUCAAUGGCCGCUUUGAAUCAUUUGAUCUGCCAGGUUUCGUGGAACUUCCCAUGGUGGUUGAUAAAACCAAGCGUGCGCGGGCUGAAAAUGAAGGAUUCAUUGGAAUAACUGAAAGACAUAAAAACUUUGACCCUCUGAAAGCAGAUACAGUCCAAGCUACUAGGAAUAAUGUAAAGAAAAACUCUCGUCUGGCUAAAAAUUUUGCUGGGAAACUUCUUGGUCAGCAAUUUCCAGUAGUCUUCUCAGAAUAUUUGAAGAUUUAUAGAAUUAUUGUGGAAGCAUCAGCAUCUGUCACCAUUGCAGAAGACCCUUUGAAGGAUUUGAGGUCCUUGAAAGGAGCUAUUUUGGAGUUGCUGUAGACAUAUCUGAACAACGCCGAAUCGCCUGAGGAACACGAGGAAAACUAUAUUGCCCCUUUGGUGGACAUUGUACUUGAAGAUUACUUUGCGAAUGCACCAGAUAUAAUGCCAUGUGAAUUUAGAUACUUAUCAGCGACGGUCAUCAAAAA